Messenger RNA from Loa loa (African eye worm), 1090 nucleotides. Its product is annotated as rho guanine nucleotide exchange factor 7. Gene Ontology annotation, molecular function: guanyl-nucleotide exchange factor activity; protein binding. The record is from RefSeq and is a predicted model, not a curated record. Bases 26 to 1090 code for a protein of 354 amino acids. The transcript has 7 exons. NCBI's taxonomy places the organism in Eukaryota, Metazoa, Nematoda, Chromadorea, Rhabditida, Onchocercidae.
UUUCAGGAGUAUUUUUGAUCAUUUAAUGGGAAGCAGCGGUGAGCGAUUUCAUGAAAUUAUUCCAUCAUCAUCCGAUAGUAUUCUCACUGCCCAACAAACUUCAACCACAUAUGCCCGAGCAAAGCAUGCCUUUAAAGGACGAAACAACGACGAGCUUUCAUUUCGAAAAGGUGAUGUUAUCACUGUCACACAACAGUUGGAAGGUGGUUGGUGGGAAGGAACGCUGCAUUCCUAUACCGGAUGGUUCCCAUCGGAUUACGUCAACAUAAUAUCGCAAUCCGAAAGGUUUUUGCGAUCUCGAAGUAAUGCACCUGCAAUGUUAAAUGGUGAUGGCCCAUCAUCCGGUCGAACAAAAGAAACACCCCUCUUUUCCAGUGACACAAGUCGACAAGCUUAUCGGGAACAGGUAAUGAAAAGUUUUCUGGAAGCGGAAUUAAAAUAUGUCGAUAGUGUCACAAAAUUUAACGACGAUACAUUGGCCAAAAUUAAGGAUUCGAAAAAGAUUUCUGAGAAGGAUUUUCAAGUUCUUGCCGGAAACCUGCAGCUUCUAAUUACUCAUCAGCGCGAAUUAUUAUGUGAUAUCAAAGAAGCUGCUGAAAAGGAUGCGACCAAUGCUCGAAUUGGUGGUUUGUUGCUAAAAGCAGCACCAAAUUUGCGACAUCUUCUCAGGGUUUAUUGCCAAAAUCAUCCAAAGGCAGUAGAUCUCAUCCUUAGAAAUAAGAAUCUCUAUGAAGAGAUACUAAAUGAAAUAGAUUAUCAUCUGAAAGAUUUGAUAUCCGGAUUGAGUCGUCCAUUCCGACAUUUGGAAACAUAUCCGAGUAUGCUAAAUGAACUGGAGCGUGGUAUGCAUGAAGCACAUCCGGAUCGAGGUGAUACACAGCGGGCUGCCGCCGUCUUUCGUGAUAUCGCCAAUUACUGCGGAAGUUUACGAAAACAGAAAGAGAUGCAGUUGGAAUUACUCACUUCUGGUUCCAUUGAUGGUUUGUCAUCGGAGGAACUGAAAAAACUCGGGGAAAUUUUAUACAUGAGUAUUGUUUCUGUAGAUGAUGUAAAGGCUUCUACCGAAGAAGAACUGUCUUGUGAUAGGUGA